AGCUUCCGUCGCUGAAGCUGGAAGCUAGUGGCGAGUUGCUAAUGCUGCGAAGAAGCGACUUGGUUGAAGGAUUUAUCAUCAUGAGUUAUGCAGAGAAACCAGACGACAUAACGAGGGACGAAUGGAUGGAUAAACUCAACAAUGUCCACAUUCAGAGAGCUGAUAUGAACAGACUUAUUAUGAACUAUUUGGUGACAGAGGGAUUCAAGGAGGCGGCGGAGAAGUUUAGAAUGGAGUCUGGGAUUGAGCCAAGUGUGGAUUUGGAAUCGCUUGAUGAGAGAAUAAAGAUUAGAGAAAUGAUCCUGAAGGGGCAGAUCCAGGAUGCCAUUGCGCUCAUCAACAGUCUGCAUCCGGAACUGCUGGAUACCAAUCGCUACCUUUACUUUCACUUGCAGCAACAGCAUCUUAUUGAGCUCAUUCGCUUGAGGGAGACGGAAGCUGCCCUUGAAUUUGCUCAGUCCCAGUUAGCGGAGCAAGGGGAGGAGAGCCGAGAAUGUCUGACUGAGAUGGAAAGGACGCUGGCCCUGCUGGCGUUCGAUAACCCUGAAGAGUCACCUUUUGGAGAUCUGCUCAAUAUGAUGCAGAGACAAAAGGUGUGGAGCGAAGUGAACCAAUCUGUACUCGACUAUGAAAAUCGUGAGUCAACACCCAAGUUGGCCAAGCUCCUGAAGCUGCUGCUGUGGGCUCAAAAUGAACUCGAUCAAAAGAAAGUCAAGUAUCCCAAAAUGACAGACCUCAGUAAGGGGACCAUCGAGGAACCAAAAUAAUGAAAGGAUAAAAUGGACAGGUUUCCAGUAUCUAUUUGUACCAUAAAGAAAUGAGAGAUCAUUUUUGUCCUCCUAAAGAUUUCCCUUUUAUUAGGAUGAACUUGGUUGAUACUGUUUUAAAAUGACCUCACUCAAUGGAAUAUGUUAUUUGACCUGGUGUUAUCAUUUCGCUAUACUGAAUGAAACCAGUAUUUUCUUUUUCAUAUUUACUUGUACACUAGUUUUUUUUUCUGUCUGUUGGCAGGGAAAGUUGGUAUUGGAAGGUGAAUAAAGCCUAAAUUAGGCUGUCAGUCUAUGCGUGACCGACCGCAUGCUUCUAGUGAAAAAGAUUAGCUGUGUGCAUGUCAAUAAAAGCUUCCACAUGUCAGCAAGUGAACAACAUGAGACACAAUAAGACACUUGGGGAUGAUUCGAAAUACUUUGUUGACUGUAACUUUCCCGUUAAUGGCUGCAAAAGUAAAGGCAAAUGCAGAUACAAAGACACAUGGAUGGUAUUAUGUACAUGAUAGAAAUAAGCUUCUCUUUUACUAUAUCUGCUGUGCUUCCAUUCACUGUUAUUUUAUUUUGCAAUAAAUGCAAGUUUUACAAUUUUACCAAA
Messenger RNA from Syngnathus acus (greater pipefish), 1365 nucleotides. Its product is annotated as glucose-induced degradation protein 8-B homolog. Gene Ontology annotation, molecular function: protein binding. Gene Ontology annotation, cellular component: nucleus; cytoplasm. The coding region runs from base 42 to 767 and encodes 241 amino acids. NCBI's taxonomy places the organism in Eukaryota, Metazoa, Chordata, Actinopteri, Syngnathiformes, Syngnathidae. The record is from RefSeq and is a predicted model, not a curated record. The transcript has 5 exons. Gene Ontology annotation, biological process: positive regulation of canonical Wnt signaling pathway; proteasome-mediated ubiquitin-dependent protein catabolic process.